This is a messenger RNA of Sabethes cyaneus, 6188 nucleotides long. Its product is annotated as rho-associated protein kinase 1. Lineage: Eukaryota; Metazoa; Arthropoda; Insecta; Diptera; Culicidae. Gene Ontology annotation, molecular function: ATP binding; Rho-dependent protein serine/threonine kinase activity; small GTPase binding. Gene Ontology annotation, cellular component: cytoskeleton; cytoplasm. Gene Ontology annotation, biological process: regulation of cell junction assembly; embryonic morphogenesis; peptidyl-threonine phosphorylation. The coding region runs from base 539 to 4756 and encodes 1405 amino acids. The transcript has 10 exons. The record is from RefSeq and is a predicted model, not a curated record.
UGUCUAGUGUGUGUCAAGAGGACGAACAUUUUUUCUUCCUCCACUAAAUUCGGAAAAUUUGCACAUUUUUGUUCCGCUUCUGGUUUACUUGUUCCGAUCGCUAUGUAGUACAGGUGCCGCCGGGGUCGCGAGUGUAUACGGUUUGUCCGCCAGUUGCCGAUGGUUGGCGAAAGGUGUGGAUAAUUUUUUUUACUCGGAUGGUGAAUUCUUUUGUUGUGGAGUGCCACCAGAAGAAGAGUGGAUUAAAGAAAACAGGAGGUAAUAGAAGAAGACGUUGUGCAGUCGCAGUGCAAGGGCCAAAGUGCUUAUGGAUUGGUCCGUCCGUCGGAUCUUAUGAAUGUGGUUCUCGCUGUGACUGCAGGCACCUGCUGCUCGCAGAUUCGACGGCGAAUUCGAUUACUUGGUCGUUCCGGAUUGUUGCCGCUGGCUUACUCAAGUUUUGUAGUUGCUUUAGUCGAAAGAAGAAGAAGAAGACCAAGGAAACAGAGUAUUUUAGAUAGGAUUGCACUAUUCCGAAGGCACACAGGCAGUUCUAACAAUGGACGAGGAUCGCCACAAACGAUUGCUGGCGCUGGAGGAGAGGUUGCGUGAUCCGGGCAGUAUUGCCAACGUUGACUGCCUGCUGGACACAGUGACGGCACUGGUUGCGGAUUGUGAUCACGACAACGUUAAGAUCAUCAAAAAUAUUGAAACAUACAUAAAACGAUACAAAGACCUUGCCCGAGAGAUCAACGAGCUGCGCAUGAAACCGGAUGACUUCAUUCCGAUAAAACUCAUCGGCCGUGGUUCGUUCGGCGAGGUUCAGCUGGUGCGUCAUAAAACGUCCAAACAGGUGUACGCGAUGAAACGGCUGUCCAAGUAUGAGAUGAUCACUCGCUCGGAUACGGCCUUCUUCUGGGAGGAGCGCUACAUCAUGGCUCACGCUAACUCGGAGUGGAUCGUCCAGCUUCAUUAUGCCUUCCAGGAUAACAAGUACCUUUACAUGGUGAUGGACUACAUGCCGGGAGGGGACAUUGUCAGUUUGAUGAACAUCUACGAAAUUCCAGAGAAAUGGGCUAUUUUCUAUACGAUGGAAGUUGUGCUGGCUCUCGACACUAUUCAUAAUAUGGGUUUCAUUCAUCGUGAUGUUAAGCCGGAUAACAUGCUGCUGGAUAAGUACGGUCAUCUUAAAUUGGCCGAUUUUGGCACGUGUAUGCGUAUGGGUCCCGACGGAUUAGUACGUUCGUCCAAUGCUGUUGGAACACCCGAUUACAUUAGUCCAGAAGUGCUGCAAUUUCAAGGUGCUCAAGGGGGCUACGGGCGGGAGUGCGACUGGUGGUCGGUUGGUAUUUUCCUGUACGAAAUUCUAAUUGGUGACACGCCAUUCUACUCGGAUAGUUUAGUUGGAACCUACAGUAAAAUUAUGGACCAUGAGAACUCAUUGCAUUUCCCGCAGGAUGCAGCUAUUAGUCAGAACGCUAAAUCGCUAAUUAAAGGUUUUCUUACCGAUCGAACAAAACGAUUGGGUCGGCAUAGUGUAGACGAAAUCAAGUGUCAUCCAUUUUUCCAAAACGAUGUGUGGACAUUCGAGAAUUUGCGCGAAUCUGUCCCGCCGGUUGUACCGGAGUUAAGCAGCGAUGACGAUACACGUAACUUUGACGAAAUCGAACGGAAGAAUAGCGUUGAAGCGAACUUUCCUACCCCGACUACCUUCUCCGGCGAUCAUCUUCCUUUCAUCGGGUUCACCUAUACGGGCGACUUUCAGCUACUGUCCGGUGCUCAGGACAAUGUGGACAACAAGACCACUGCAAUAAAUUCAUCAACUCAGCGAAAUCAUCAUGCACGGCAUCGUUCGUCCAAUAAUGCCGAACUGCUUCGGUUAGAAAAUUUGCUGCAACGGGAACGAAACACCAUCGAGAUGCUGGAGAAACAGGAACGAACACUUCGGCAGCAGAUCGAAAUCAUAACGCAGCGUGAGACCGAAAUACAGAAUUUGGCCAAUAGCUACGAGAAAGAGCUGACAAUGUUGAAGCAUAACUACCGUGAAAUGCAACGAAAGGCGGAGAACGAACAGGAAGUUCGUCGGAAGACAGAAAACAUGCUGCUUGAGACAAAGCAACGACUGGAAGAUGAGAAAAGCAAACGCACCCGCGAAAUGAACAACAACCAACAGUCUACCGAUAAGAUAAACAUGUUGGAAAAACAACUGGCGGAUAUGCAGGAAAAGUAUAAGAACGAGACCGAAAAUAGCCAGAAGAUGAAGAAACAGGUAGCGGAGCUGCGUCUUUCUAAGACCGACGUCGAACAGAAGGCCAACGAUUUGCAGUCGAUGCUAGCGGGGCUGCAAACGGCGCGAGAUGUUCUUCAGCAGGAGGUUGCAGAUUUGCAAUCUCGUCUGGCACAGGAAAGAAAUUCUCGCCUGCAGAUGACCGAGCAGCAGAAGGAGCUGGAGGGUAAGAUACUGUCCCUUAGUGGCGAUCUGGAGCGUUCGAUGACCCGCGAACAGCAGGCUCUCGAAGACAAUCGAAGUCUAACCGACAAGAUAUCGGACCUGGAGAAGGAGCACGCAUCGAUCGAGUGCGAACUGAAGGCUGUCCAGAAUCGGUACCAUCAGGAGGUGAAAGCACACCAGGAGACGGAGAAAUCAAGACAACUCAACAACGAAGAGGCUAACAUGCAGGAGGUUAAAGGUAACUGGAAAAAGAGUUGUCUAAAAUUAUACUAUUUUUUGUUUCAACCGGUGUUUGUAUUUGUUGUAGCACUUCAAACCAAGCUGAAUGAGGAAAAGGUGGCGCGGCAGAAGGCAGAACAGAACUCCCAGGAGAAGGAACGUCAGAUUUCGAUGCUGUCGGUGGACUAUCGGCAGAUCCAGCAAAGAUUGCAAAAGCUUGAAGGCGAAUAUAGACAGGAAUCGGAAAAGGUUCUAGCACUGCACAGUCAGCUUGAGCAAGAGCAGACUAAAAAGAGCACACUGCUGUCGGAGCUCAGCCUUCAAAGUUCGGAAGUGGCUCAUUUGAAAGCGAAGGAAAUGCAGCUGGUCAAGGAGGUGCAGCAGUUUCGCGAGACGAAACGCAAAUAUGAGGAAGAUAUUGUAAAAAUUAAAAAUGCUCACAAUGUUGAUAUUCUCCAGAUGAAAGAACUGCAAGAUCAACUGGAAGCCGAACAAUACUUUUCUCGUCUUUAUAAGACUCAGAGCAACGAAGUUCGUGAGGAGCUAGAAGAAAAAACCCGUCAAAUUCAGGAGCUCGAAGAGGAACGCAGCUCGGUACUGCAUCAGCUGCAGCUGGCUAUGGCCCGAGCGGACUCGGAAGCUUUGGCUCGUUCGAUAGCGGAGGAAACGGUGGCCGAUCUAGAGAAGGAUAAAACCAUGAAAGAGCUCGAGUUGAAGGAUCUAAUUACGAAGCAUCGCAACGAACUGUCAACCAAAGAAGCGGCCCUCACGUCCCUGAAAGAUCUCGAGACCGAAAUGAACAAGAAGCUAAACAACAAACUGUUUGAAAUCGAUGACCUGACGCAGCAGAAUCGUAAGCUUCACGAUGAACUUGGUCAGCUGAAGACCGAGCAGACUGAGAUGGAGAAAUUGCGCACAAAACUCAAGACUGAGACGAUGCUGAAGCAGCAGGCGGUGAACAAACUUGCCGAAAUCAUGAACCGGAAGGACAACAAUCUCACCGGGAAGCAGAAAAGCAAAGUUAAUUCGACUGCGGAUCUAAGGAAAAAGGAGAAGGAAAAUAAACGUCUUCAACAGGAACUGUCGGUUGAACGUACCAAGUACGACGAAUUGAGUCUGAAGCACAAUGAAAUCAUCAGUCAGCUAUCAAGGGAAAUUGAUAUCAAAACGAAGCUUCAGAUGGAAAUCGAAUGCAAAGCGACCGAGAUUGAACAUCUGCAAAUGAAACUGAAUGAAACGGCAUCGUUAUCGUCUGCUGACAAUGAUACUAUUGAAGACAACCAGGACGCAAUAUUCGAGGGUUGGUUGAGUAUACCGAACAAGCAGAACAUCAAACGGUACGGUUGGAAGAAGCAGUUUGUGGUCGUUUCGCCCAAGCGGAUCAUUUUCUACAGCUCGGAGGUCGACAAGCAGCAUACAAUUGAUCCGCUGUUGAUCAUCGAUCUUAGCAAAGUGUUCCAUGUCCGGCCGGUCACGCAAGGUGACGUUAUUAGGGCGGAUCCCAAAGAAAUUCCCAGAAUUUUCCAGCUGCUUUAUGCAGGGGAGGGUGAAGCGAGGCGGCCUGACGAGCAGCAACAGCUGGAUGUCAGCUCGUCAAAGGCGGACGAGAGGCCCAUGACAUUGCAGUACAAAGGUCAUGAAUUUCUUCAGAUCAGUUACCACAUACCAACCACUUGUGAUUUGCCAUCGUGCCAGAAGACACUCUGGCACGUGUUUAAAUCAUUGCCAGCAUACGAGUGCAAAAGAUGUCGGUUCAAGCUACAUAAGGAGCACGUGGACAAUAACAACCCGUUGGCUCCGUGUAAGCUGCAUCAUGAUCCGAAUCAUGCACGUGAAAUGCUGCUGCUUGCCUCUUCCAACGAGGACCAAAAUCGGUGGGUAAGUCGACUUUCAAAGCGUAUCCAGAAGAGUGGAUACAAGGCUAAUUCGACCAACAAUCUUGGCGGUGCUGGUGGCAGCACCAGUAGCAACAGCAGUAGUGGAAAUAGUGACGGUAGCAAAAUUUCACCGAGUCAAUCGACACGUUCUAAUUACAAACCAUACGCUGUGAAUGUGCAACGGUCUGCUACCCUACCGGCGAAUGCAUCGCUGAAGCAACAGCAGUAACUUACGCUCGAUUCAAAUCAGAUCUAACUUAUCUGAUCCUGUUCGGGUAAAGCGGCGUGGAGCGGUGUAAACGUUAGCGAGCUGGUAGCAGCAACCACUGUUGCAUCUACAAAUGUAACUACAACACUACGACGGCUAAACUGCUAUGCUACUAAAAUACGAUAUCAACUAGAUAGUGAUAGUUUUUGACAAUAACCUUUUCUUCGUACCGCGACGGUGUUGAAGUAGCAGUCGCAAAUUGCUAAUAACCUCUGGCUCCAAAUAGCAGCUCAAUCUUCAUCAAAUAUAUUAAACUUAUAAAUGGAUUAUAAGGACAAGCUUCUAUAACGCAAAUUACAAACUUACUUUUUAAGGGCAAGCGUCAUUGUUCGCAUUUAAUACUUUCGUACAGUAGUUCUAACAAAUUAGACUUUCAAUCGGUUUGCCCACAUUCAAAUAAGUUUUAAACGCCAUUCCCAACGCAGAACUUACAAACCGGAUGUAAUAAUCAGCCGUGCUGUGUGUGCUAGUGAUUUCCAAUUAGCAAUUCUUUUAGACAUAUAGCUUACAUACUAAUUUUUAUCAGAAAUAGAAUAUCGCUGUCUGUGCGGUGGGCUACGAAUGCUUUCAAACCCUCGGCACAAUGGCAGCGCGAUAAAUCUUUCAACUGCACAUUCCUGCUAACACAAACACUGGCUUCUGCUUGCUGAUAUAGACUUUCGACUGACUGACUAACUGAUUCCUAUCCGUUAUUGUUUUAUUUGGCUCGCUUUUGUGUACUUUACUUAAUAACAAAACCAAGACCAACUGGAAUACGAAGAUAAUAAGAUAUUUAGAUGUUCAUAAAUUAUUCGUUUUUAUUAAGAAAACAAGUUGAUGAAAGAGAAGCGACAAGUUAACAUUUGUUCUAGUUUUUUUGUUUCACCGUAGGAUGGUAAUUUGUUAGGGUUCGAAUUUAACAAAAAAAUGAGAAAAAAAGUUGAAUUGUAGUGGAAUUCAAAAUUCCUAACCUAUAGAUUGAAAAGUAGGAUGCCAGUGCAGCUUUUCCUGAAAAGAUAAACAUAGCUAAGGAUCCGCAUCCUUUGUGUAUUUCUAGCUAGCAUUUAAAUAUACAUUUUUUCGGACGAAGCUCGUUAAAACGUUGUACAGUAUGAGAAAUCGUUAUCAUAUUAUAUAUAUAUAUUAUAUAUUUAAAAUAUUUUUUAAAUAACUUUUAUAUGUAUAGUGAACAAAUUCCAUUUUACAAAACAAGUGCCUUUAAAUCUAAUAUAAUGAAUAUCUAUUACAUAAUCUUUCCUAACAAAUAAUCCAUUACUGGAGAAUGAGGAAAAAACAUAUCAGGAUCAUAGCUGAUCGGAUAUGCAAAUAAGAAUCAAACCAAUGUGAGCUUUAGAUACCUAGUUGUGUCUUUUCUAUCCCAAGUUUACACACGAAAGGCUCUUUGAAAUAAACU